UCUAUGGUGAACAAAACACCAUGUGAAAUAAAUUAUGAAUAAUGAUUAUGAAUAAAUCAAAACUGACUGUAGUAAAUUGAUGGUAAAUUGGCACCUAAUCUACGAUUGGCAUAUGAGUUUAAUUUUUGAUUCAAUUCAUUCAAUCAUUUCGAUUGUUUACCCAGUUUAUACACGGUUUAUAUUUAUAGGUUAUGUACACAAAACAAAUAAAUAUAUACAACCCAGGAAGACUGAUAGAAAAUAAUUUUAGUUAAGUGAGACAUGCUAAAUAAUUUCAUCGCUACAAGUACUUUAUGAUGUACUGUCCACAAUGGUACAAAGCACAUUAUCUUAUUAAAAAUUUCAAAUUUGCUAUUCUUGGAAUUACCUUAUCGUAUUCAUGUUGCAUUACCCAAAAGCGAUAUUCUUUUAAUUUCCCAAUGGAAACUAAAAUAAAAUCAUUUGUAUUUAUGGACUGUGAAACAACAGGGCUACCGUUUGAAGAGAAUAACCGUACCAAAAUAACUGAAUUAACUUUAUGUGUUGUACAGUCUAUUCACAUCGAAAUGGGCGUUUUCCCUAGGAUUCAAGAUAAGUUGCAUUUAUGUUUUAAUCCCCAAAAAUUAGUAAGUCCUGCAGCUUCAACUAUUACCAAGCUUUCUAAUGAUCUAUUAGAAAAACAACCUGCAUUCACUACAUCAACUGCAAAUUUAAUUAGAGAAUUCAUUGAUUUGCAUCCUAAACCAGUAUGUUUAGUUGCUCAUAAUGGUAACAAAUUUGAUUACCCAAUUUUAAAAGCAGAACUUCUGAAAGCUAAAAUUAAUCUUUCAGAUGACAUAUUGUGUGUAGAUUCUCUAGAAGCUGUACAAUUCUUUCAUUCAGAAGAUAACAAAAAAAAAACUGAACAUAUUCCAUUUGAAUUGCAGGAUGGUUUUGAUGAAUUAAUAGUAAAUGUAGUUGAAGAUUUAGAACAACAUGAAACAAAUCUAAAAAAUAUCGCUGUUAAAGAAGAGAAAACUUUUGUUACAAAUUCAACUAUAUGUAACAAUGAAACUCAAGCUAAUUCAUCAACUGCACAACAAAUAAAUGAAACUACUCCUAAAUCUUCUAUAAUUCAGCAAAAUGAUAAAAAAGCUGCCUGUGGAGAUAAACUUAUUAGAAAACAUGAAAUUACUAAUCCCAAAAUAAGAAGGCGUCUUUUUAGUCCUGGAGUAAGUUUUAAAUUGGAAGAUGUAUUUCAAAGGAUAACGGGACAACCUGUAUCUAAUUCUCAUACUGCCGAAUGUGAUGUAGAUUCACUUAUCAGGAUUGCAGCUACUUUUGGAGAAAGGUUUACAUGUUGGGCUAAUUUUAAUUGUAGAAAAUUUAGUGACAUACCAGCUAUGACACCAGGAAAAAGAAUAGGCACCUGAGAAAGUAUUUUUAUUAGUCUUUUAAUUGUUUAACAAAUCAGUAUCAAGGAUUUGUACGCACUUAUUUAUGGUUUUUAUAAUAUACCUACCACCAUAUAGGGUAAUAUUCCCAGAGAUUUUUAAAAAACUGAAAGGCAUUUUUGUUUUACAUUUUCUGAAUAAGUACCAUG
This is a messenger RNA of Agrilus planipennis (emerald ash borer), 1561 nucleotides long. RefSeq lists its product as uncharacterized. Gene Ontology annotation, biological process: DNA catabolic process. Lineage: Eukaryota; Metazoa; Arthropoda; Insecta; Coleoptera; Buprestidae. Gene Ontology annotation, cellular component: cytoplasm. Gene Ontology annotation, molecular function: nucleic acid binding; 3'-5'-DNA exonuclease activity. The transcript has 4 exons. The coding region runs from base 294 to 1391 and encodes 365 amino acids. The record is from RefSeq and is a predicted model, not a curated record.